AUGCCUGACCAGCAUUCAACCGAGAUAUUUCGAUACGUACCACCUAUAUACAACGAACCACGUCCUAGUAUCACAAUAGUCAUGCUAUGGAUAUAUAGGAUCUUUGUAGUCUUGUCUUCGACUGUAUCUGAUAUGAAAGAUUCAGAUCAUAAUGGAAUAGACGCCUUGCUCUGGUGGUACCACGCUCGAGAGGAGGACGAAGCAUCACCAGAUGCACGACGUCGUAAAUCACUCCUGGCUCGCGACCCUGUACACUAG
Synchytrium microbalum is the source of this 258-nucleotide messenger RNA. RefSeq lists its product as uncharacterized. Lineage: Eukaryota; Fungi; Chytridiomycota; Chytridiomycetes; Synchytriales; Synchytriaceae. The coding region runs from base 1 to 258 and encodes 85 amino acids. The record is from RefSeq and is a predicted model, not a curated record. The transcript has 3 exons.